CAGAAGAGAAAACCUUGCGUCUAGCAGAGACCGUCGUGAUGAAGCACCUCCUGUUGCUGCUCCUGGUGGCUGUGGCCUACGCCAAAGUCUACGAUCGCUGUGAAUGGGCGAGAACGCUGAAAACCUACGGCAUGGAUGGUUAUCGUGGCGUCAGCCUGGCCGACUGGGUCUGCCUGACCGAGUACGAAUCCGGCUUCAAUACCGAGGCGAGCAGCCCUACCCAAAGUACCUACGGCAUCUUCCAGAUCAACAGCGCCGUCUGGUGCGACGACGGUCAGACCCAAACCACCAACAGUUGUGGGAUUAGCUGCAGCGACCUCGUGGCAGACGUGGGCGAUUCGAUCUGCUGUGCCAAACGCAUCGUCAGAGAUCCUCAAGGCCUCGAAGCAUGGAACAAAUGGACUACUAACUGCAAGGGGAGAGACUUAAAUGGCACGUUGGCCGGUUGCGGCGUCUGACCUGGAAGAGACAGAACAUCUGAAUAAAGGUUAAUCCGGCGGGUUAAAAUAAUUGUCUGUUCAGUCUGUAACUUUUAGAAGAUACAUCAAACGUAAAAAAACAAACAAACACACGCUUGAUCCAGGGGUUAGUAGAAACCUUCAACAUCCUCUUCUGGGUUUCUGGUCCCGCUCUCACCUUGGGCUCAACCUGCUGGGAUGUCCACUCCUGGGAAGGCUGGCGGCUGAGAUGUUCUCCUCUCAGGGACAAUCUUUCUCUCUGCAGGAUGAUGGACUUGGAGAUGACUUUUGAACCCUUCCCAGACCAUUGCUGAUGUCUUUCCAUCUUAGCGUUGUGUUAAUGCCCACCAAAAGAGCACAAACUCUCAAAUCUACCGCUUUCACUGACGAUUUGAACCAUCAGAAUCAGAAAUACUUUAAUAAUCCCAGAGGGAAAUUGUUGUUUCAGUACAGUCACCAUAACAACCAUCAGGGUGUACUUAGUUUUGUGCACGACUAAGUUGUAAAAACAAAUAAAUAAAAAAUAAAGAAAUCAAUGAUGAUUGCUUCUGUA
Molecule: messenger RNA, 1011 nt
Organism: Fundulus heteroclitus (mummichog)
Lineage: Eukaryota; Metazoa; Chordata; Actinopteri; Cyprinodontiformes; Fundulidae
Product: lysozyme C-like
Exons: 4
Coding region: 39-458 (139 amino acids)
Molecular function (GO): lysozyme activity
Source: RefSeq, a predicted model, not a curated record